Messenger RNA from Nomia melanderi (Alkali bee), 5078 nucleotides. RefSeq lists its product as uncharacterized. Gene Ontology annotation, molecular function: small GTPase binding. Lineage: Eukaryota; Metazoa; Arthropoda; Insecta; Hymenoptera; Halictidae. Gene Ontology annotation, cellular component: Golgi apparatus. Gene Ontology annotation, biological process: Golgi organization; endoplasmic reticulum to Golgi vesicle-mediated transport. The record is from RefSeq and is a predicted model, not a curated record.
UGCUUCACUAAACUUGUGUAUUUUAUGAAGGUUACUACGUGGUUCCUGUUACUUCAUGUUUUGUUACUUUUGUGCCGUUGAUGUAUAGUUUUGUCAAAAUAUGCAGUGUUCGUAACGAUUGAAACGAGUGUCCAAGUAGGUCUUCAAAAAUACAUUCAACGAUAAGUGUCGACGUGUAAAAUGGCGUGGUUCGGUGACGGGCUGCCUAGCUUGUCGAAUUUAAAGGGCCAGAUAUCAAACUUUACGAAAGAAGUUUUAUCAGACGGCAUUGUAGAAGAAAUAGACGAACGAUCGAGAGCGUUGAAUGAAGCGAACGAAAGGUGCGUUGAACUUCAAGAAUUACUCAAGUCAAGAGACGCUGAAAUUUCCCUGCUGCGUCGACAAAACAGCGAGCUUCAAAGGACCGUCGUCGAGCUGAACGCGAAGCCGAAAGGCACGAAUGGCAGUCACCAAGAUGACGACAACGAAGUAUUUUUCUGGGAUCCAGUGUCUACCAAGAACCGUAAUUCGAAAAAUCAGAAUCACACUCGGCAGCUCCAAGAACAACUGGCACAAGCCACCAUGAAGAUACAUGAUUUAGAGACUGAAUUGAAACGUGUUCAAAUGGUCAAUAAUUCCUCUUUGAAAGAUGAACUCCCUGAUGGACAUCAGACGGCAGAAUUUGUAAGAGCCAAGCAGGAUAUGGUGAACCGUAUUAUACAAAUGGAAGAAAAGAGCCGGGAAGCGGAGAGAAACACAAAACGCAUACAACCGGAUGAAACCGCAUUGAUCAAUGACUUCCGUACGGUGCUGUCCAAAUUGAACUCCCUGGAGAAGUUAGAUUUGGUGCGAACCGCACUGAAAGCGCUGGAAACUGAAAAUGAAAAACACACCGAGACCGAUAGGCAAGAAAAGUCGGACUUUGAUGAGAAGUUUAAGAAACACGAUAACUACGGCCACCAGUCUAUCGCGGUAAAAUCUGGUUUCGAUGUACACUCGGAACAUCACAAGCGACACGAUGGUUUUAUCGAGGCUUCGAGCAACAAGGAGACGGAAUUGUAUAAGAGAAUCGAAGAACUUCAAGAGGAAAAUAAGAGACUGCUCGCGAGCGUGGAAGAAUUGGACCAACAGCAUGAAGAAUCGAUUCAAAAGCUGUUGUCUCUCAAGGAAGAAAUCGAGAAAAAACACCGAUGCCUUCAGAACGCUUACGAGCAGCUCUACGUGGACUACAAUCAAGCUCAGGAUAAAGUUUCUCAUCUGCAGGAUAUACUGAAAUCCUCCAAUUCCGUUGAAACUGAAAAGAUAUCUCAUUCCUCGCAAACUGCCCAGUUCGAGAAUACACACAAGGUCGUUCAAACGGACGAUUCUGAAGGCGAUGGGAAGACGAACGCAGAAAAUACGGUUGACGAAUUAAUCGUUAAAGUGAAAGAAAUUCUGAAGAACAUUCCUGUAGAGUCAGAGCCAGGUGUUUCGAUUUUUGAAACCGUUGCGAGACAAUACGUCGACGCGAAAUGGAAGAAGGAUGUAUUAGAGAAGAAGCUAACAGAGUUGAAUCGAGAGUUGAAGGAUGCCGCGGAAAUGAAGGAAAAUUUGCAAAUAGAAUGCGACGACAUGCAGACGCAGGUAGACACGCUGUUACUGGAGAUCCAAGACUUAAAAUUGAAUUUGCCGUCCAUACCGGAAGCGAGCGAGGAGCGCGUCGCGCUACUAGAAUCAGAAACGGAAUCUCUGCAGGAAGAGGUGAAACACCUUCAAACGGAGAACGCCGUGUUGCGGAAAGAAAAUGCAAAUUUACGAGGGAUUGGUUUGAACGAAAUACGAUUAGAGAAUCAAGCUCACUUGGGAACUAGAAAUAAAAAAGUCUCGAGAUUAGAGGACAUUCCGGAAUGCAGCGAAGAGACUGAUAACCCAAUGGAGAACUUGAAUCGCAAACUGCACGCCACUUUAGACGAGAACGACGAAUUACGGAAGAAGAUCGAUGUUCUCGAGAAUACGGAGGAGGAGACGCAAGAGCAGCUGAGAAUGUCAUUGGAAAAGUGUAAAGGUUUGGACGAGAAUAUUGAAUUCAUCGAGGAACUGAAGUUUAAUCUGGAGAACGUGAAACGGGAAUUGAAGGUGUCGCUUUCUAAUACGAAGCAGUUGGAGAGUAGUUUAGCGCUUCUUCAAGAGACUAAAAACGCGAUAGAAAAAGAAAAUGAACAACUGUCGUGUAGGAACGAUCAGCUGGAAAUGGAGAUUUCGAAAUGGCGGGAAAUGACGUCGGAGAAGGAGAACGACGAUGUGUUGAAUAAUCUUCAAAAGCAGCUUAGCGAAACUAUUCGCGAAAAGGAUGAUUUGGAUUAUGAUAUCUUAAAUAUGAGGAAAGAAUUGGACGAAGCAUUUAAUCAGAUAGAUGUGAAAGAAAAUCAGAUAAUGAAACUGAGCCAGGAGAACGAAAGUUUAAUGAAGGAGAAGAAUUCUCUAUCAGAACAAAUACUUGCUAUUCAAAAUGAGUCUUAUGAUAAAAUAGAUUUGGUGAACACAGAGAAAUCGUUGCUUGAACAAGAACAAAAGGAAUUGGAGGAAGGUGUAGCGUCCAGAGAGAAAGAGUUAAGUGAAAUUAUUGAACGAUUACGGGAAACAGAGGAACGAUACGUGACACUGGAAAACAAGUUUUGCUCUUUGAGUAUAAAAGCUGAAGAACUUCAAUUGAAAAAUGAAGACCUACAAAAUACAAUAGAAAAACAGAAAGAUUUAAAGGACGAAUUGGAUAUGUCUAAAUCAACCAUACAAAAUCUCAACUCUGUACAAACUGAUUAUAACAAAUUACUCUCUGAAAUGGAAACUUUGCAUUCGAAAGAAACAGAAUUAAUAAGCUUACAAGAAAGUUUCUCUAAACUAAUGGAAGAUAACGAAAAUUUACGAGCUCUAAAUGAAACCAUUCAAGAAAGAUGUAAACAAUUAGAACAAGAAAUAUUAACUUUACAGACACAAAAGAAUGAAUUAUCGAAUCGUGUAAACGAAAAUGAUAAUGAUAGUGAAAUCCAACAGACUAUAGCACUUUUGGAAGAGAAAACACAGGAGAACAAUGCUUUGAAAAGUAAUAAUGACAAAUUAAUGGCUGAAAUAGUCGAAACACAGAAGAAGUUACAAGUAACCAUUGAAAGUAACGCAGAAUCAGCUGAUAUGGCGAAGCAGACGAUAGAAAAUUUAUCUCAUUUGAUCAGACAAAAAGAUGAAGAAAUUAAUAGUUUGAAGGCAUCAGUUGAUCUUGCCAAAAGUAAUGCAGAAAUGUCCAACAAUUUUGCAACCGUCAAAAACGAAAGAGACGAAUUGGUGACCCUCGUUACCAUGAAGCAUAAUGAAAAUUUAAAAUACCACGAGGAAAUUCAACGAUUAACGCAUCUCUUAAACGAACAGAUAUCGCAAAUUCAAAGCUUGGUUCUAGAGAAAGAUGCAAAUUUGUCGAAAUUGUCAGAGAAAGACGCAGAACUUUUAUGGGCGAAAAAUGAGUUGCAAGUAGUCCAGCAACGUUUAAAGAAUAUAGAGGCAUCAAACAGUAGCGAAACCUGUGGAAUUGUCGAACAUUCCAGGCUCCUGGCAGAGGUUACUAUUCUUAACGAGAAAUGUAAAGCAUUGGAAGCAGCCUUAAUUCAAGAGCAGUCUAAUAAUAGGAUAAUGCAACAUCAACUUAUUGAGAGUCAGAACAAAGAAGUGAACGCUGAAAAAGAACUGGAGAGGCUACGAUCGCAUUUAGUUGAAAUUGAAUCUACUUAUACAGAAGAAGCUUUGAUUGUUGAAGAAGCGCGAAAGGAAUUGGAAGUAAAGUUACAACAAGCUGAAGAAAAAAUGAAACAAAGUUCAACCGCGUACACAUCUGCUAGUAUCAGAGCGAAUCAACAAGUAGAGACAUUACAACAGCAAAUGGCCCUAAUUAUUCAACAAAGAGAUGAUAUACAAAAUAAACUAUCCAGCGCUGAAGACAAAAUUUUAUCUCAGACCGCAUCCCUAACUAAUUUACAAAUCGUCUUAGAACAGUUCCAACGAGAUAAAGAGAAGGACAUCAAGGCAGCAACAGAAAGACUUCAAAUGAAAUUAAAUGAAUCAUAUAUGAAGCAAGAAGAAUUAGCUAAUGACGUUAUUAAUCUUAAGGAGCAAUUAGCUGAAGCUAAAGAAUGUUUACAAGCAGCAUCCAGAUUAAGCGAGCAACUUGAUAGAAAAACAGAACGUAUUGAACAACUGAAUGAAGAAGUGGACCGAUUGACGAAUCUUGUAGCUACAGCUGAUCAGAGGAUAGAGGAAGCAAGACAAAGUGGAGAGGGAAAAGUUGAUAAAACUCUUAUUAAAAAUCUUUUCUUGGGUUAUCUAUCUUCGUCGGCAGCAGACAAAUCUUCAGUACUCAGAGUGUUUUCUACAGUUUUGGACUUCAAUGAAACGGAAAAGGAUAAAGUUGGUUUGAAUAAUGCGGCCGCUCAAAAUAAUUGGUUUUCGCGUUUGAGCAGUGGUUCUCAUAUUGCUAAUAAGGAUCAAGAAUCAUCUUUGACAGCAGCAUUUGUAAGAUUUUUGGAAACUGAAUCGAUACCUAAACCACAGUUACCAGCACUACCCAUUCAAACAUCGUCUUUACCAAGACCUGGUCAUAGUAGGCAACAUUCUACAUCAUCAACACAAUCCACGCUAUUGCUAUCGAAUGUAAAUCUACCAACAUUCCCGGACUUUGUUCCAGCGAGAAAUACAGGUUCUAUUUUAAAAGAAGUACUAAAGGAUAGCUGAUAUUAAAUCAUCAAAUGUAUUGUACGAUUGUAAAUUUUUAAACUAUAGUUAAGAACAAUGUUUAAAAAAUACAUUUAUUUACUGAAUUUAUUUGAAUAAGGAUAAAAAGGAAAUAAUACUCUGGAAACAAUUUGUAAUUAUAUUCGUAAAAAAUUGAGUACGUAGCUUUAUAAUUACUUUAUCUUACAAGAUAAUAACACUCAAAUGUUAUCAAGUAUUGAUGAAUGAAUAUUUUAUUUUAAUAUUUCAUAAUGCAUUUAAUAGAGCUUUUUAAUAAUUCUCCAGGAAUUCAAAUUUUCUAGCCGACAAUAAAAUAUGAGUAUAAAUAUAAAUAUAAAUAUAACUAU